Brettanomyces bruxellensis is the source of this 429-nucleotide messenger RNA. RefSeq names its product U4/U6-U5 snRNP complex subunit dib1 (gene DIB1). Gene Ontology annotation, biological process: mRNA splicing, via spliceosome. Gene Ontology annotation, cellular component: U4/U6 x U5 tri-snRNP complex; spliceosomal complex; U5 snRNP. The record is from RefSeq and is a predicted model, not a curated record. The transcript has a single exon. The coding region runs from base 1 to 429 and encodes 142 amino acids. Lineage: Eukaryota; Fungi; Ascomycota; Pichiomycetes; Pichiales; Pichiaceae.
AUGUCCGCAUUUCUUCCACAUCUUAGAACCGGUUGGCAUGUUGAUCAAGCCAUUCUAUCAGAGGAUGAUCGAUUGGUGGUGAUCCGUUUUGGGCGUGAUUCAGAUCCAGCUUGCAUGCUAAUGGAUGAACUAUUAUUCAAAAUAUCUGGUCCUGUGUCGCAGUUUGCUGUUAUUUAUCUCUGUGAUAUUGACAAGGUUCCCGACUUCAAUGAGAUGUAUGAGUUAUACGAUCCGAUGACAGUUAUGUUCUUUUACCGUAACAAGCAUAUGAUGUGUGACUUUGGUACCGGAAAUAACAAUAAGCUGAAUUUUGUGGUAUCUUCAAAGCAAGAGCUCAUCGAUAUCAUAGAAACUAUUUAUCGAGGCGCAAUCAAGGGCAAAGGUCUUGUGGUAUCUCCAAGGGAUUAUGGUAAGGUAAGAAAGUCGUAA